Molecule: messenger RNA, 3204 nt
Organism: Spodoptera exigua (beet armyworm)
Lineage: Eukaryota; Metazoa; Arthropoda; Insecta; Lepidoptera; Noctuidae
Source: the annotation of a GenBank genome assembly
ACACUUUAAUAAUCACAUACUCUGAUAUUAUUAUGUAUACAAUUAGGUCGGGCACACAUCAGAUCAUUCAGUCGGCGAGCGGCGCCGCGCGGCGACAUCAUGCGUUGCAUACUCGACGAUCAUUAAAAUAUUUUCAAAUACAUACUUAUAUUUCAGUCGAUUCGGUCUUAGUGCCAUUACGAAUUCGGAUGAUACUAGACGCUACCCGUGAAACAAACAGAAUAUACUAUGUGUAGUACAUGACGCGUGGCGUGAGUCCCAAUGACGCUCGAACAUUGCUUUAAACAUAGUUACUCAAUUUUCUAUCGCUACAAGGUAUAACGCUGAGUACACCGGCCGCCGCGCGCCUGCUGCCUGCAUUUAUAUACUUAUGCAAUAAAGAAGGUAUAAUUUCAUUAUAAGACCUAGCCUACCCUAAAUAAUGCAUUGUAUGGGGAUCACACUUUAGCUUAGGCACUGUAUCAGCGCUGACGGCUUAUAACAAACUACGUAUCCUCUGACACGACUUACACGGUACACGCAACGUGCUCAGUUACAUAUAGAACACGAGGGCAGUGUUUAGAAAGGCCGCUCCAGUCGUAGUUACUGGCGCAUACAGCACAGUAUAACGUCGGGGCUUGCGCUCGCGCCGACCUGUUAUUUCCAUCUCUAACUACACGAAGCUCGUCAAGGCACUUCGGCCAAUGAAUCACUAUCCUGAUUCUGAUUUCUUAUAUAACGAUGUUAAUGGGAGCCCUGCCUCACUAGGACGCCAUGGUGACGUUGGCUUCUUCUGGAAUCGGAGCGGCGCCAAGUCGAGUAGCCAUGACAUCUCGAUAAAUGACAGGCCACUCUGCGUUCAAAUUGGCGACUAAGGGCGCGUUCCCACCGUGUCGUGACGACAGAUAAUCGUGUAGUUUUAAGUGUCGUGGCUUAUAUGUUUAAAUGGAGGUGUUCACAUUUAGAACGACACAAUUUACUGUCGUCUACGACAGUUUUUGCAGUGACGACACUUUGUCGUGACAGUAGGAACGGCAAGCACGACAGUCGUAAAACGAUAAAAAAUCGUGGACGGCAACUGUGUUUUCCCUUCCCUCUCGCACCCGCGCGCCCCUCGCGUCUGUACUCGGUUUGCUUUGUGCGUGUUAGAACUUGUCAGACUCCUGCGCAUGGUGGACGUAUAACAAUGGCUAAUAAUAUAACACCGGAAGUUUUAAUUCCACUUGUGGAACAAAGGGCUGUCCUUUGGGACAAAACUUUAGACGUUUAUAAAGACAAAGGUUUGAAAUUAGCCGCGUGGAGAGAAAUUUGUUGCGUUUUUGAACCUAAUUUUGACAAGUUGGAGGAAAAGGAAAGAAAAGAUUUCGCUACACACAUAUCUACAAAGUGGACACAUAUUCGAGAUGCAUUUAUGAGAUCCCUGAAAAAUGAAAAAGAAAAAAAGCGAUCUGGUGCAGGCGCAAAAACAACUAGGCCGUAUGUUUAUAAGAAUCAGCUGUCUUUUUUAUUAAAAGUUACUGAGCCCCGUAUGACCUCUGAUUCAUCUAAUGAGCCUAAUAAUUCUAUCUCUGAUACAUUAAGUGAUGCAGCACCUUCUACUCAAAAGAAAACUAAGACUGACACAUUAGAUGAUAAAAUGUCACAAUUUCUUGAUUAUAAAUUAAAUAAUCAAGAACACCCACAUGUGUCCUUUAUUAAAGGAAUUUUACCAUCUUUGGCAUCAUUCGACAAUGAUGACAAUUUUGAAUUCCAAACGGGUAUUAUGCAACUGAUCCAAAAAAUUAAAAAGAAACGCCUUCGUAAUAAUUUAUAUGAUACUUAUGCAAACUAUGGUGACUAUCAAAACCAUUUAUCACAACCGACAGGAUAUUUUACACAAGAUCCAGAUGCAUCAACUUCGACUAGCAAUCAAGUUAUGGAACCGGCUGCAUCACCAAAUUCAGUCUAUACUAAUUUGUCUGAUAACACACAAGAUUCUUUUAAUUUUGACAAUAUAUAAUUUAAAGAUGUCUUUACUUAUAAAACGUGUAACUCUAAAAUAAAUAUCUAAAUAAAUAAAUGUAUACAUUAAUAAAGAAUUUUCAUUUUAUUUACUUACCUUAAAGUUAUCACUAGUCUUUCUUCGGCACUUAUACAAUUUCUGAAAUAUGUGUUUUCUCUUCUAAGAUUGUCUGCAAGUCGUGCCAGUAGGCUAUCAAAGGUGGAGACAGUCAUUCUUAAAUACUCAUAAAACUUUCCAUCAUCACUUUUUAAUUCUUCUAUAUAACUCUGACAUAAUCCUAAUGGAAUUCUUUUCAUUAACAUUGGAUGUACCCAGUACUUUCUUUUCCUUGCUUGCUUCAUUUUCCUUCUUUUCAAAAAGUAAUACAUUAUUAAAAUUUCAUCUUCGUCCAUUGAACUCAGGAGAGUAAACGCACUAGUGAUCACCAAGCGAACGCAGAGGCGACUAGAUUUGUAGCUUGCUGAUGAUGUGUAAACGACAAAGCGACUGCCGGGAAACGAUAAAAUGUCGUCGCGUUCCAAUGGGAACAGCUAGAUACGACAGUCGCUAAAUGAUAAAAAAUGUUGACGACAAACAAUCGUUAUAAUGGGAACAGGUGGAGACGACAGUCGUCGAACGAUAAAUUAGUCGUCACGACACGGUGGGAACGCGCCCUAAGUAGCGAGCCAGUAAGCGAGGCGCUAUGUCGCCGCCGGCGGCUUUCGUCGGAGCCCUGCCUAGUUGGCGCGGGACGUAAACAAGGCUCACUAAGGUGCAAUAUCUCCUGCGACUACAGAUUACUUAGAUACAAAGGGAAGCCAUGGCGUCCAACGUGGCAGAGCUCCAAAGCUCUACUCAGUUCGGUAGAACAACCAUUUUAUAGCUUUUUUGUACAAACGUUAUCUAUUCGAAUCGAGCAUAACAUAAUUUAUAUAUACUUAUACAUCCCAAUAACAAUAACAUGAAAUAAAUUAAACUCGUUAUAAUAAUAAUAAGGUUCUCAGAAAUAUUGCAAUAUUACCUUGUUAUACGCAAUGGAUGCCAGCAACACAAUGUACUCCCUACAUCUGUCUGCACUAGUAAUACCACUCGCACGAAUCGAGCAGCCUAUGUAGGUGUGAAGGUAGUAUGUAGUCAUACUACCACCCACACAUUGCGUGCAGAUACGUAAAUGCAUUUAGAAUAAUCGUUCAUGAUAUGGCCAGCACCAUCAUUAUAUGACAGGCCGGCGAGGCCGCGGGGGG